This is a messenger RNA of Dipodomys ordii (Ord's kangaroo rat), 2225 nucleotides long. RefSeq names its product OTU deubiquitinase 1 (gene Otud1). Gene Ontology annotation, biological process: protein deubiquitination. The transcript is spliced from 2 exons. Bases 1 to 1005 code for a protein of 334 amino acids. The record is from RefSeq and is a predicted model, not a curated record. Gene Ontology annotation, molecular function: cysteine-type deubiquitinase activity. Lineage: Eukaryota; Metazoa; Chordata; Mammalia; Rodentia; Heteromyidae.
AUGGAGCACGGAGACGAGCCGCACAUUCCAACGGGCCCACGUGACGCGGCCGCGCGGGCUGAGGAGCUGCUGAGGCCCGAGGGUCCCGAGCCCGCCGUCCCGGACACCGCCCGGGAGGGACCCGAUCGAAACUUCCGACUGAGCGAGCACCGCCAGGCCCUGGCCGCCUCCCGGCACCGAGGCCCUGCGGCGGCCUCGGGGAGCCCGGAACCCCGCCCCGGACUGUGGGUCGAAGAGCACCGGGCAGAGAGGAUCCGCCAGGGUUGGGAACGAGGCGGUGAUCGCAGCGAUCGGCCUUCCAGCGCGGGCCCUGCCCAGCGACAGGACCCGGAGACCGAGGUGACCCCGGUGCGGGGCAGCGAGACCGCCCCGAGCAGCGCCACCGAGACCGUGGUCGUGGCCAGAUCGGAUCCUAGAGAUGAGAAGCUCGCCCUGUACCUGGCCGAAGUGGAGAAGCAGGACAAGUAUCUUCGAGAGAGGAAUAAGUACCGGUUCCACAUCAUCCCCGACGGCAACUGCCUGUACCGAGCUGUCAGCAAGGCUGUGUACGGGGACCAGAGCCUGCACCGAGAGCUGAGGGAGCAGACGGUGCACCAUAUUGCUGACCACCUCGACCACUUCAGCCCCCUGAUCGAGGGCGACGUGGGGGAGUUCAUCAUCGCCGCCGCCCAGGACGGCGCAUGGGCCGGCUACCCCGAGUUAUUGGCCAUGGGGCAGAUGCUGAACGUCAAUAUUCACUUAACAACGGGAGGGAGGUUGGAGAGCCCCACGGUGUCUACCAUGAUUCACUAUCUGGGCCCUGAGGAUUCCCUGAGGCCCAGUAUUUGGCUCAGUUGGCUCAGUAAUGGACACUACGAUGCGGUUUUUGAUCACUGCUAUCCUAACCCAGAGUAUGAUACUUGGUGCAAACAGACUCAAGUGCAAAGGAAACGCGACGAGGAACUUGCCAAAUCCAUGGCCAUAUCCCUGUCCAAAAUGUACAUCGAACAAAAUGCAUGCUCUUGAAAUGUCUGAAAACCUUACGUCCUCAGGAAAUUGCGUACUUAAGUUGUGUUUGGAGAAAUCACCUGAACUCUAAUCAGGGUAAUAGCACCUUUAAACUUCCUAGUAGAUUUACAGUAGGGGUGAAGCCUUAAUCUUCCUUCUUUUUUAAAGUGUUUUCUCAGAGCUGAAGGUUGCUGGGCACCUAAAUGAUGUUUCAUGAUAGCUUUGGGUGAUUCUACUGCUAUUUAUAAUUUGCUGUAUACAGUGAACACUACUUAAUUUGCAAGCUGAUUUCUCACAGUAUGAAACUGUUCAUUCCUUGUAGUCUAUUUUCUAUAAAAAUGUAUUUUUGCACAACAUUUAAAAAAUCGGUGUAACUUUCAUCUGAUGUGUUCCAGUUUGACAGCUUUUAAGCAUACAUUCAGAGAAAUGCUUUAUAUGAAAUAUUAUUUUGAGCAAUUUGUGAUUUAGUAGUUAUUUGUUAAAAUUUGAAUUUCACAAUUUUUAGAUAAUUAUUCCAAGUGGAGAUUAUUGCAUUCGAGUUUCCAGAUGAUUGACCCAUUCCAUUUUGAUGAAACAGGCAGAAUUGUUUUUCUAGAAAUGUUUAAAGAGAAUGACAGUGUUUAGAAAGAAAUACUGAUGGGGGGGUGGCUGGGGAAAGAAUUUUUUUUUUUUUCUGUAAAGGAUAAUAAUGGCAGGUCUUACUUGAAGGAGAGUGUGAUACUUGCUGAUGGCAGACCCAGGAUUUUGUCUGGGUGGUAUUUAGAAUAGAUUGUCUGGUGCUCUAAAUUGUUUUUAUUUACUAUGCUUGUCAUUUUGUUAGGAAAGAUGUGAUAUAGGAUCUUGUGACAAGUCUCCUGCUUGAUGUAACUUUGUGGAUUCAACUAAGAGAUUGGAAAACAAAUACCAACUUUGGUGGUUACUGUAUAGCAGGAGAACACUGUCUUAAUCUGUUCUUUUUAAGUUCUCCCAAAAGGCAAAAUAGGAUUAUCCUAUAUUAUGUAAAAAGCUCUAUAAACAGAGCUUGUGUGGGCUUGUGUGGUUUGCUGGGUCAAACAAUGUUUCCAACCGAAAGACUAUCUCAUUGCCACUUUAACUACUUUUAGUCAUAUUUAUUAAGUAAUGCAGUUUGUACUUUUUAAUUUUGUAAUAUUUUGUGAUUUUUUUUGUAUAAUACUGUGUUCAUACAAUAGGACAAUUCUCAGCUGAUGGAAUGAAUAAAAUGCAUACUUCUACUUUUA